This is a messenger RNA of Drosophila bipectinata, 9990 nucleotides long. The record is from RefSeq and is a predicted model, not a curated record. Lineage: Eukaryota; Metazoa; Arthropoda; Insecta; Diptera; Drosophilidae.
UCAGCUGUGUGCCUCGCGAAGUGCGGAUCGGAGAAGCCAGAAAGUCGCAGAACGCUGAAAAACCCUCGCCAGCGUCACGCAACGUGCAUGCCACAGCUACAGCAACAGCAACAACAACAUCUAAUACUACAACGACAACAAGUACAACGUAAAUGCAAAAAUGUAAAACCAUAAAUAGAGAAUCCCCACAACAAUAACAACUACUACUAACCUACUACUACUAACGACAACUACAAAGGCAGUGGCAGAAAUCAUAGCACACCGUCAGGCGCACGUUAACUUAACAUGGUUUGCAUACUGCACGGAUAUUACGAUGCACAGCCUAAAAUGCGUUUUAGCCUCUCACCACCGCCACAGAAAGCCAUUAGCAUAACCUCGCCCACCAGCAGCACCACCAACCGCAGCACCAUCCUCGGCGGCAGCACCUCCUUCCCCGGUAGCAAGCAUAAGAGCACCAGCAUGCUGACCCGCAACGGCGGAGGAUCCGGGAGCACUCCCACUGCCCCCUCCGCGGCAGGCACCGGCAAAGCCCCCGAUGAUGACGCCGCCUCGGACUAUAACCAGUGGCUCCAUGCCAUGAAGCUGGUGGCUCGGCUGCCCGGAGGAACACCCCCGGAAUUUCGACGCAAGUUGUGGCUGUCUUUGGCGGACAAGUACCUUAAGUCUAAAAACGUGGACUGGGCACAGCAGCGGGAUAAGUGCUUUUGCGAGGAAUGGCGCGAGGACGACGAGGAGUUGGGCAUCCAAAUCGUCAAGGACCUUCAUCGCACGGGGUCAAAUCUGUGCACCGGUCCCGCGGGCUCCAUCAACCAGGCCAAGCUUAAACGCAUCCUCCUCGGCUAUGCACGCUACAACCCCGAGGUUGGCUACUGCCAGGGCUUCAACAUGCUGGGUGCCCUCAUUCUCCAAGUUAUGGACAAGGAAGAGGAGGAGUCCAUGAAGGUCAUGAUCUACCUGGUGGAGGGUGUUCUGCCCACGGGCUACUUCUACGGCUCAAUGGGCGGCCUUCAGGCGGAUAUGGGCGUGUUCCGUGAGCUGAUGCAAACCAGAUUGCCCCGCUUGGCCAAGCACCUUCAAAGGCUGCAGGGUCCCGUGGAGAAUGCCUUCGAGCCGCCGCUGACGAACGUUUUCACCAUGCAGUGGUUUCUCACCAUGUUCUGCACCUGCCUGCCCAUGUCCUGCGUCCUGCGCGUCUGGGACCUGGUGCUCAUCGAGGGCAGCGACGUACUUCUGCGCACCGCCCUCGUCCUCUGGAGUUUGCUCGAAGAGCGUGUUCUCAGUGUCCGCUCGGCUGAUGAGUUCUAUGGAAAGAUGGGCUCCUACUCGAGCGAACUUCUCAACGGUCACCUGGUAGACUCCAAUGGCCUCAUAGAGCGAGUGGUUAAGCUAGGACCCAUUGAAGAUCUUCGGAAGCUGAGGGAUAAGCAUCUCUACAACAUAGCCCCACUGCGCCAUAAACAGGGAUUGCAGUUGUACUACGACGAGGAGGACACUCACUCGGACGAGGAGCGCAUGGCGGUGGCUACAGUUUGGGGCUUGAACUGGGGCAGACGAGGAUCGGUGGGACCCGCGGCGCCGGCAUCGACUGUGGCGGGCAAACAGCAAGCGGAGCAAAAGGACCGACUGGCCUUGGACAUUUCUCUGCUGAAGAAGCAGUACGACCGGCUGAGGGAGCGCCAGAAGCAGGCUCACGUCAUCCUGACUGCGGCGUGUUCCACAGCGGCGCGGCAAGGAUCAGGGCCAACUCCGACCACCGCCCCAUCCGCGACAGUGCCUGUGAAUCAACUGCUCCUCGGUCGCCCAGCCAUUGUUACCAACAAAGGCAAACGGGUGAGUGCCCCCCUGGGCGCCAUUCCUCCUGCACGGAAGCCUUCUCUACCAGCUGUGCUCCACCAAACAAAGCCGGCGGAGAAGCAGCUGCGUCGCGGGGAGACCCUGCUCUGGAGGGACACGGACACCAGCAGGAGAAGGCGCGACAGUCUCACCUGGAAGGAGAUCAAGGCGGACCGGGCGGCUAUGAUGCGCGAGGGCGUUGACGUGACCUCCAUGAAAACCCAGAAACUCCGCACUAGGUUUGGGAAGAGCGACAGCUCCUCCUACAGCGAGGACAGUGAUGGUGAGCAGGAGCCGGCUAGAAACGGGGGAGCAGCGGCAGGAGGUGGAUCCAGCACGGAUACAAGUCUUUGCGACGACGAUGACCCCAAGUCUAUUGAGAAAAGUCCCAAGCACAAGGCUAAGCUGGCGCGGAAGGUUCUUAAAGAGCAAUCCAGGGAGUCUAGUCUGGAACGUCAGAGACCCAAAUCUUGGGCGCCCAGCAGCCACGAGAUUCCUUUCAUGCUAAUGGGUGCGGAUAGUGGGGAUGAAAAGGAGAGGGACGUGGGGCAAGACGCGGGAGACAUGGGAGAAGACAGUGCCACUGAAAGUGGUCGCUUUGCCUUCGACAGGGAUCUUGAUUCAGUCAGCUAUAAGUUGGAACCAUUGAAACCCUACCCCGAAGAUAGCGAAGUACCCGGUAUGACCUCCAUUAGUCCUUUGCCGCUGACCCCCAUAGAAAAGGAAAAAGCAGCAGAAACCCUCCUCGAUGACGGAGUAACUAAUCAGUAUUUCGAGAGGGUCAAUAGUGUGGAGCGUCCCAGUCGCCUGGAGCUAUCCUAUUCGCUCAACGACGAGGAAACGGACACCAGCUCGGUCUUCUUGGAGCAAAGGGCGAAUGUGGAGGGCCAGAGUGGGGAUAGUUUGGACUACAAGCCGGUGCCGCCACAUCCUCUGACAGAUGACGGUAAAGUGCCUCAAAUUCGAGACGACAACAUUCCCGGUGAGAACAAGGACGACUACAAGGAGCUUCUCAGCAUGACGAUAGGGGAGAAGGUUGAAGAGUAUACUCCUCCGCCCCCUAGUGUGAGUAGCUUGAGCAGCGCCCAACGGAAAAGAAGAGAUCCUCGCCGAAGGACAUUGACUCGAUCGUCCACCAUUGAAAUCGAGGAGCGCUACCAAGCGUUGGAGCGGAGAAUCAGCCAGGAGCAGGCCAUCGGGGAUAGUCGGGCGCCAUCCAAGUACAUUCCCACCACAGCUACUCUGGAGGAACGCUUCCAUACCCUGGAGAAACAGCUGAGUGCCGAGAAGCAACGCAGCAAGGAUCUUUCAGAUAUGGAGGCAGACUUUCAGGAUAAGUCCGAACGCAUUCCCUCUACCGCAGAUCUCGAAACCCGAUUCAAUGCCUUAACCAAGCAACUCAGCUCCAGUGAGUCCUCUUCAAAAGCCCCAAUUGAUCUCAAAGACGAAGAUGAACCGUCCCGGGGCAGUGGCUCGAAAGAGCAAGAGGAUAGCGAGAAGACCAGCAAAUUGCACAAGUCAGAAGAAACUGAAGCAGAGAGCAGGGAAUCUACAGCCAAAAACGAAUCCAGUGAAGGCGAGAAAAAGAAAAAGGAGGAGGACACAGAGGAGAAGCCUCGUCUUAAGAAGCUUCCAUCCACUGCCGAGUUGGAGGAUCGAUUCAACGCCCUCGAGCGAAAGAUGAGUGUUCAAAAGAGUAGUCCGGCCAAGACUAAAAAGGAGCCACCUGAUGAGAACGAAGGUUCUAAGGACACCAGUGCCUCAAAAGAGCCGGAUGAAACUGAAGAGCGUGCUAAAAAAGAAUCUGAGGCAAAAGAAUCCAAUGCAACUCCCAAAACCGAUUCCAAAGAGGAAAAUCUACCUCCGAAACAAAGGAAAGCAAGCGACAGUGAACCAAAGAGAUCAUCUCCUAAAACUCCCCAGAAAGACAGUCCCACAAAGAAACCCGGUCCUUAUCAAUCAGAAAAAAAGGAAAAUUCAAAACCGGAAAAGGCUAACUCUGAGGAUACCUCUUCAGCCCCAGAAGGGCAGAAAACUGAUGUCACCAAGGAGGUACGCCAUAAAAAGGACUCUGAUGAAACAAAACCAGAAAAGAAAUCCGAGAAAGAACCUACAGAAAAGUCACAGUCGUCUGAAAAGGCAGUACAAACUUCAAAAAAGUCUCCGCCAUCCACAGAGGAACUUGAGAAGCGCUUCAAUGCUUUGGAGAAACAGUUGAGCUCCACCCACCUGGAGACAAACAAAGAGCCGGAGCAAACAAAGUCAACUGGGAAACAUAAACCCUCUAAGGAAAUAGAAAGCUCCCAAACGGCUACCGACGAGAAGCCCAAGUCCAUCAAGUCCUUUGAAGACAAAAUCAACGAAGUCAAUUCAGCUUUGGUGAAAGGACCAACCAAAAGUGAGGUAAAAGAUCAGGCUCAUGAGGAGGUGGACACCGCCGAUUUGAGAAACGCCCAAGAAACCUCCGAAAAAGAAAAGAACGUCCAACAGGACCUGGGAAAGCGAAGGGCUUCCGAGCCACCUUCCACAGAGGACCUAGAGAAACGUUACGAGAGCCUGAAACGCCGUAUGAGCAGCAAAAACCAUUUUGGAGCCCCUACCGAAUCUGUGAUAGAAGCUCUGGAGAGGAUUGAGCAGGAGGUGAUCUCCGAGUCUGGCGAGGAGUCGAAAAAGGCACCACCGUCCACAGAAGAUCUGGAAAGUCGCUUUGAAGCCUUGCAAGGCGGCGGAAAGUCAAAGGACGUGGCCAUAGAGGCUCAUAUUCCAGAGCCCCCUCCGCCUCCACCUCCUCCUCCCGCGUUGUCCGAGCCCGUUCUCCACCACCAACAGGCUCUGAUAGCCGAGCUGCAGAGAAAGAUGGGAGGCAAGUCUCCGGGCGAGGAGAACCUCCGGCCAAGUCAGAUUAAUCCGCAGAAGAAACAGAGGAAGCUACUGCAACGACCCCCGCCCAUGGGCGAUGAGACCUCGGAAGCACCUGCAAACACGGCUUACUACCUGCCCUGUCAGCAGCAGCGCAUGGUGCGCCGGUUCUCCGACCUGCCCUCCAGGGCCGAUCUGGAGAACCGGCUGCAGUUCCUAGAGAGGCAGCUGUACAAGAAGUUCUACAAGCAGCGCUGUGCAAGUGAUUCCGAAGUUGCAUCGAGAGUCAGGACGCCCUCCGACGACGACAAGCCGAGCACCUCCCGUCAGGCCAAGGAUCAGCUGGAGGAGCGGGUCCUAGCACUGGAGAAGCAGCUGAGCGAAAACAGCUUGAAGCUCCUGGAGGCUAUGCGGGAACGGGAGAAGGCAGGAGCCGCGCCCAAGAGCGAUGAUAGCGGUUCCCCACGCAGGCUGAGUACCGAAACCAUCGAUGCCACUGGCAAGGAGCUGGUACGGUACACACAGAACAUCGGGGACCUGGAGGAGGUGGAUGCCCACAAGCCAAUCAAUAUAAGCAUCAACAUCAAGAUGCUCCUGAACAAGGAUGGGGAAUCCAAACAGCCCAAGAGCGAGCCCAAGCCCACAGAAGAUUUGAGGAAACGCUUGGAAGUCCUAGAGCAGCAGCUUCUGGAAGAGCGGGCCAAGAAUGGCGCUGUGGUCUCAGAACCUGAGCGGCCUCCACAGGAUAAGCCAGAGAAGCCGGAGGACACCGAUGCCCUGAAGAAGGUUGAAAAGAAUUCUCACAAUCAGCACGUAAAAAGCGACGAAAUCGAAAAGGUGGUCGAACCUGUCAAGGACACAAACUUAGAGCCCGCGGCUGCUAAGGAGACCAAGACCCUGAAGAACGAAGAAAGGGCUCAGGCCAGAGAAAAGGAAGUCGCUAUAGAAAAAGAACCAGCCAAGUCAGAAAAAGAGGCUCCAGGCAAAGUUGAUGCUGGUCAAAAAGAACCAAAAGAACUUUCGGAAAAACCUGUUGAAAAAUCAGAGGAAGCCACCAAAAAAGACUCAUUGAAAGUGGAAUCUGAAAAACCCGUUCAGAAAUCAGAAGUGAAUAAAGAGCCUUUAGUUCCGAAAACUGAAACUGCCAAAGAACCCUCCAUUGACAGCAAAGUUCCAUCAGAAAACAAAAAAUCCUUACCCGAGGAGGUAAAAUCAAAAGCGAAAGAAACGAAAGUUGCGGAAAGUUCGCCCUCGAGAUCCGAAAAACAGAAAACUGAGGAAGCUCCGAAAGAAACCAAAUCUCAAAGGUCACCCUCGAGAUCUGAAAAGCCGAAAACUGAGGAGACUCCGAAAGAAAAGAAGCUCGAAAGUUCUAAAGAAGAUACUCCUGCUUCCGCUUCCGCUGAUAAAGAGGAUAGUUCCAAGGUAGAAAAGGGAAAUUCUUCCAAAGAGAAGGAAGCAAAAUGUGAAACAAUCAAAACUAAGGAAAGCGAAGCGAACAAAGAUUGCUGUGACUUGGGUUCCAUAGAUCCCAACAACAAGACCGUAGUACUCCUCAUGGACAACGAACCGAGAGCGUCGAGAGUUCGACGACUCACCAGAGCCAACACUGAGGAACUGGAGGGCCUGUUCCAAGCACUGGAAAAGCAGCUGCAGAACAGGAACUUGAUUAAAUCCGAAGACGGUCGAUUGAUAAGGGCGGAAGCUAAGCCCAGUGCUGAGCAAGCCGAACAGGCCGAUCAGGCCCAGGCCAUCACCGAUCUUACCAAGGAAAUUGAGGACUUUACCAGCGGAAAGCCGGAGGAGAAGGAAAAGCCCCAAGCCUCUAAGGACGACAAAAGUGAAGAGCCCAAAGAGCCUGGAGAAGACUAUGAUUGGGGACCGAAUCCCGUGAAGCAUCACCUGAAAAGGAAAACAGCAUACUUGCCCUCCACAAAGGAACUGGAGGCUCGCUUCCGAUCCCUGGAACGUCAGAUAAAGUUGCUCGAAGAUGUGGAGAAGAUCGAUGUGGAGCAGCGGUUGAACGAGAUUGAGCGAAAGAUCAAGCUGCAGUACUCUCUUUCCCACGAAAAGGACCUGAACAAGUACCUAGAGCUCUGCGAAGGAAAGGGCUUGGACGACGAAGAACCCCCAGUGACAGAGGAAGUUUCUGUCGAACCGGAGGAGACACGGAAUCCCAGGGAUCGCUCACGUAGUCCUGCCCGGAAGGUAGCAAGUAAAUCUCCCUACACCUCUCCCUCGCGGAGCAAGUCCGCAAAGUCGCCUUAUACUUCGCCGUCUCGACAACGUAAGAAGACUCCGCACUCCUCGCCGACCCGGACGUCAGAACCAAAGACUCCCGCAAAGAGUCCUUAUACGUCCCCGGCACGACGCCAGCCCCAUCCCAAUGAUCUGCCCAUCUCCGACGACCUGGAGUACAAGUACAGGGUGCUUGACCUGGUGCGAUCCAAGUCGAAGGAGAACCUGGCCAAGCGCAUGAACGAUCCCAACCGAAAGCCUGCCGUUCAUCCACUUGAAUUGCUGCUGUCGCCCAGUCCAGACGAGAGCAAGAUUCCCACAACGGGCGAGCUCGAGCACAGAAUAAGAGUCCUGGACGACAAACUGAAGUCGCCAUCUAGAUCCCGGCCGAAGUCCCGAUCCAGGUCUCCCACCAUCGAGGACAUGAAAAGGCAAAAGUUGCGUGAUAAUCAGAAGCCCAGGACACCUGUUCACAACCUGGAGCGGCUGGUCGGAUCGCCCGGUCGGCCGGAACCGCCCACUGCCGAGGAGCUCGAGGAGCGCAUCCGCCUGCUGGAACAGGACCACAAGUUCGACUUUAAGACCCAAAAGGACUACAAAGCAUUCAAUCAAAAGCUGAAGGACGUGAUCUCUCCCUCGCUCUCAUACGAAGAGUUCAGGGCGGCCAAGUCCCGGGAGCAGAGUCCCCGCCGCCAGGGCGCCACCACACCCAAGUCCGCCCUACGCCGAGACGAUUUGGAUGACGGUGUCACCACCCACUAUCACCGCCCCACCAGCCCAAAGGUCAUCCGCUUUCGCGACGAGGACGAAGACGAGGACCGCUUCGAGGAGUCUCCGCCCCGGAGGCAGCGCACAUCCAGCGAUCGAAUGACUCUUGCAGAUCAGCCGUCGGCCACUCGCAGCUAUGCCAACAGCUCGGAGGGUUUGGAUGCCCUGGGGAGUCGCCUCAUGAGGGAGACCUCUCCCAUAACCCGAACUGGAACCCACACAGGCGUGCCACUGCGAACCGGAGAGAACAUCAACGACCGCCUGAGCUCCAUUAAGAACACCAUUAAGUCCAUCGACACGCUGUGCGAGGAGAAGCCCUACCAGAAGGAGAAGUGCCAGCGGUACAUCGACUCCCUCUUCUCGGACUCGCUGCACUUUUCCAGCAAGAAGAGCUCCCUCGAGGACCUGAGGAGCCACAGUAGGAGCGAGAGCAGGGGCAGAAGCCGUGACUACGCGCCCUCUAUUCGAGUCACCUCCGAGCACCGGUCUCUGGGAUCGGAGGACUCGCGACAGAGUCCGCUGCGGGCACGGGAUCAGAGCCCACUGCACCAUCGAUCGCACAGGGAGCUCAGCAGGGAGGUGUCGCCGAGAAGGAGGCGCCAAGAGGAAGAAGAGGAGGAGGCGCAGCGUAGGGAGCGGGAGAGCAGUAGGGUAAGACGUGAUAACUUGUUGCCAAAUUAUUUAACGGAUAAUCGUAGCGAACUAAGUGGAGGGAGUAGUUUAACCGGGUUUAACCACCACAAAGUAGAUAGACAACUAGAAGAGACCUGCGCCAAGUACGCGGAGGACGCCCGACGCUCGGCCUGUCGAACACCGCUCAGCCACCCCUACGAGACACGAUCCACCGCAGUUAGAGCCACACCACGUCACUACACAGAUCCUGAUCCGGCAGGGACAACAGGGACGGGAUUAGGAGUGGGAGCAGGAGCAGGAGCCUCGACAGAUAGCUUUCCCCGGCCCGUAUCGCCCUACCGCCAGCCUUACGACCCUUACCGACCCAUUGGUGGUGCAGGCGCCAGUUCCACACCUGUCUAUCAGCCCGCCAAGCUGGAUAUCCGCCACACCACCGUGACCUCCACCUUCUAUGACCGGUUCCUCACGGAAAAGAAGAUUGAGCGCUCCCGUCCGCCCAGCCGCUCGCCCGUAGUUUCCCCCUCGGUGCCGGCCAAGAGCUACGGCUCAGAGAUGGAGUUCCCCAGGAGUAGCACCACCACUUCAGUACCAUCCUGCACCACCACAACAACUGCCUUUAGCACCGCCUCAUUUAUGUCCCGCAGCUAUGGGGGCACCUCCUUUUCGCUGCCCUCCAGCAGCAACUACUCCUACUUGAGUGGAAGUUCUGGCAUCUCGGGCUCCGCCACUUCUCCCCGGGCCAGUUGCUCGGACCUUCGAUCCUCUCCAGCCACAUCCUGUCUCAGCACCACCACAUCCUCUGCCACCCCCGCCUCAUCCUAUGUGCCCUACUGCUUCAGCAGCUCGUUCUCCACUCGGCUGAGCGAUCCCAUUACCAGCACCCCAGUGACCACGUCCAGCUCCCUGACCCAUUCCACGGGCGUCUACAAUCCCAUGAUGUCCUUCACCCUGAGGGAGCCGCUUGGCAGCAGCCCUGCUCUAGGUGGGUCGAGUGCCUCUCCCCUGGGCCAGUAUCAGUUCAAGAGCGUGUUCACCUCAAACUUCGGCAAAGACCCGGAAAAGCCAUAGGGAAUCACACACAUCAGUCGUUAACCAAGGUUGUCCAUAAGAUAGCAUUAACCUCUCGGAAGAUCUUUUAAAAUAAUCCCUAUUGAAGCUCAAAUGGAUCACGCUGGACGGAAAAUCAUCUAAAAUCAGGAAUGAGAAUCGGAAAAUUCGGAGAGCAGAGGCCUUAAAUACUUAGUUUUUUGAACAGUGUUCUUGGCGUUAGAUAAUCUUCUUUCCCAGCGAAUGUGCCAGCUCUUGCUAAGCAAUAUAUAUACAGUUAAUAUUACCUACGUUUAUCAACAGUUUUAGGGCACGCUCCCUAUAAUACUAUAUAGUAAUGUAUCUCUAUAAUAUAAAGAACCUUGCGAAUCGGAAACUUACUUUCAAGCUACUCUUGCACCAAACCAUUUGGCUUCUUGCAACUUACCUCAUCUACAUCCGACAGCACCAGCGCGUCACUGAUCACUCACUCUGAUCUGAAAAGAUUUUUAUACAAUCUAUAUACAUAUUAAUAUAUAUAAUAUAUCUACAACUACAAUUAUGGCUAGCGAAAACUGUAACCAGAUGCAAGGCGGUCGAAGUGUUAUUCCAACUUUUUUCAGCGUUAACUUA